UUCGUGACCACGCAAAAAAUUAUUGAGAAUCUAGUACGUCCAGGCCAGAAAGCGCAUUCGACCAGGCAUAUGCAGCUCUUGCAGGUCGGAGGGGACAGCAUCUCACUCCCAGACAGAAACAUCUCCCCUGCAUCCACACAACGCACUCACGGACCUACACAGUCACCAUGGCGCCAAGCAGCACCAACCGCGGCCGCCGCCGCGUGCUCCUCCUACCGCUGCCCUACCAAGGCCACAUCAACCCCAUGCUGCGCCUCGCCGCCGCGCUGCACUCCCGCGGCCUCGCGGUCACCAUCCUCCACCCGGAGACCCGCGCGCCGGACCGCCGGAAGCUCCCGGCAGACUACCGCCUGGUCACCAUCCCAGACGGCAUAUCUCCGGAGCUCGCCGCGUCCGAGGACAUCGCGUCGUUCGUCUUCGCGCUGAACAAGAACUGCGCGGCGCCGUUCGGGGACUACCUGGCCGGCGCCCUUAGAAAGGAGGAGGAGGACGGCCGCGUCGCCUUCGUGGUCGCCGACGUGGACUGGUUCGCGCCGCUCUCCGUGGCCAGGGAGCUGGGCGUGGCCGCUCUGGCCCUCAUGACCAGCAGCGCCGCCAGGUUCCUGGUGUACCUGGCGUACCCAAGCCUAUCCCACAAGGGCUAUUUGCCCGUCCAAGAGUCGAAUUUCAACACCACAGUUGAGGAGCUUCCCCCCUUCGUUGUACGAGACUUGGAUUGCGUGAUGGACAUGGCUCGACACCUCGCGUACGCUGAUCUCCUCGCCCACAUUGUCGCCGGCGUGCGGCAAUCCUCCGGCCUAAUAAUCAACACGUCUGAAGACAUCGAGGGCAUGGAGAUCGAGAGAAUCCGCAGCGAGAUCACCCUCCCGGUGUUCGCCGUCGGCCCUCUGCACAUGAUGACGUCGUCUUCAUCCGUUCAGAGCAGCCUACUGACAGAAGAUCGCAGCUGUUUGGACUGGCUGGAUACACAACGGCCAAACUCUGUGCUCUACGUGAGCUUUGGGAGCCUGGUGGGCAUCGACACAGAUGAGUUCUUGGAGAUGGCCUGGGGCCUGGCCGACAGCCAGCGCCCGUUCCUGUGGGUGGUCCGGCCGGGGCUGGUGCACGGCUGCGAGUUCAGCGCGCUCCCCGAAGAGCUGCAAGAGAAGAUAGGUAGCAGAGGCAGGAUAGUCAGUUGGGCUCCGCAGCAGGAGGUGCUGAAGCAUCCGUCUGUGGUCGCGUUUCUCGCGCACUGCGGCUGGAACUCGACGACGGAGAGCAUAUCGGAAGGCGUGCCGAUGAUAUGCAGACCGUUGGCCAGCGAUCAGAUGGGCACUAGCAGGUAUGUGUGUGAUGUGUGGAAGGUGGGGGUUAGGGUGGAGGUGGAGAACCAGCUGAAGAGAGGGGACGUCCAGGCGGCCAUCACAAGACUGAUGGAAGGAAAGAAAGGUGAAGAGGUCAGAGAAAGAAUGAAAGAUCUGAGGCAUGUGAUGAGAAAGCGUACUGAUGAAGGUGGGACAUCUGAUGUUGCUUUGCAACGUUUAGUGGAUUUCAGUGUUUAAGCUAGCACUUAACUAUUGUUAGUGGAUUUCAGUGUAGAAGCACUUAAUUACUCAGACUAUGGCUAGCAAACAUGUCCGUGCGUUCCAACGGAAGAAACAUCUCUAACUCAUGUGUUGAAGUAUAAAUGUAUAGCCCAUAUUUUUCCA
This is a messenger RNA of Triticum aestivum (bread wheat), 1688 nucleotides long. Its product is annotated as DIMBOA UDP-glucosyltransferase BX8. Gene Ontology annotation, molecular function: quercetin 3-O-glucosyltransferase activity; quercetin 7-O-glucosyltransferase activity. The record is from RefSeq and is a predicted model, not a curated record. Lineage: Eukaryota; Viridiplantae; Streptophyta; Magnoliopsida; Poales; Poaceae. The transcript is spliced from 2 exons. Bases 168 to 1541 code for a protein of 457 amino acids.